UAUAAACUAUAACUCUCUCUUCUUGCUUUCUUUAUCCAUCUUUAUGUGCGUAAAUCUUUAGUAUAAUUAUCUUAUUAAUGACUUCUUCAGUUUUUAUUCUUAUUUUGUUUAGCUUAAACUUCCACAUUUAACUUAAGGAGAGAAUUCAAGAACCCAUUAAAUAAAAUAAAAUAAAAAAAGGGAAGAAGCAGCCAUGAGAGACGAGAGAGAAGCAUCAAGUAGCCAAGUUCAAGGCCAAAAAAUAUCGAAUGGAGAUGACCAGAAGGUGGCAUUCUACAAGCUGUUCGCUUUUGCAGAUGGGCUAGACGUGGUUUUGAUGAUUGUAGGCUCUCUAUCUGCCAUUGCCAAUGGCCUCUCCCAACCUGCAGUCACUCUCAUAUUCGGUCAGCUGAUCAACUAUUUUGGCACCUUACAAAGUUCAGAAAUCGUUCACCACGUUUCCAAGUUGGCAGUAAAGUUUGUGUACUUGGCAAUUGCUACAAGCACUGUUGCACUUCUACAGGUUUCGUGUUGGAUGGUAACUGGAGAAAGACAAUCUGCUCGAAUUCGAGGUCUGUACUUGAAAACCAUAUUAAGACAGGACAUUGGCUUCUUCGACGCUGAAACAUCAACCGGUGAGGUCAUUGGAAGAAUGUCUGGUGACACUAUUCUCAUUCAAGAGGCUAUGGGCGAAAAGGUAGGGAAGUCUAUACAAUUAAUAUCAACAUUUGUGGGUUGCUUUAUUGUUGCCUUUGUCAAAGGAUGGCUCCUUGCAUUAGUUCUUCUUUCCUGCAUUCCUUGUCUUGUAUUUACUGGCGCGGUCUUAGCACUGCUUACUACAAAAAUAGCAAGUCGUGGACAAAUUGCUUAUGCGGAAGCUGGUAAUGUUGUAGAACAAACAGUUGGAGCCAUAAGAACAGUUGCUUCCUUCUCAGGAGAGAAGCAUUCGAUUCAAAAGUACAAUGAGAAGUUAAAGCUUGCAUAUAAAGCUACAGUGCAAGAAGGACUUGCCUCAGGCUUAGGAAUUGGUUUAAUGAUGUUUGUGAUCUUUGGCAGUUAUGGACUUGCCUUAUGGUAUGGAGCCAAAUUGACUAUAGAGAAAGGUUAUAAUGGUGGACAAGUCAUCAAUGUUAUGUUCUCGAUCAUGACUGGAGGAAUGUCACUAGGCCAGGCUUCUCCAUGCUUGCAUACAUUUGCAGUAGGGCAAGCUGCAGCCUAUAAGAUGUUUGAGACCAUCAAGCGGAAACCAAAAAUCGAUCUCUAUGACGCUAAUGGGAUGGUAUUGGAACACAUCAAUGGCGAAAUUGAAUUAAAAGACGUGUAUUUUAGAUACCCUGCCAGGCCCGAUGUUCAAAUCUUCUCUGGACUUUCACUGAAAAUUCCCUGCGGGACUACUGCUGCUUUGGUAGGACAAAGUGGAAAUGGGAAAUCAACUGUUAUAAGCCUCAUUGAGAGAUUUUACGAUCCAGAUUCCGGUCAAGUGCUUAUCGAUGGAGUUGACUUGAAGAAGUUGAAGCUCAAUUGGAUUAGGGGAAAGAUUGGACUAGUUAGUCAGGAACCGAUUUUGUUUGCAGCAAGCAUAAAAGAGAACAUAGCAUAUGGGAAAGAAAAUGCAACUGAUCAAGAGAUUAGAACUGCAAUUGAGCUUGCGAAUGCUGCCAAAUUCAUUGGCAAAAUGCCUAAGGGCCUUGAUACAAAAGUGGGAGAACAUGGGACUCAGUUGUCAGGUGGACAGAAGCAAAGAAUUGCAAUUGCAAGAGCAAUAUUGAAAAAUCCUAAGAUUCUCCUUCUUGAUGAAGCAACAAGUGCACUAGAUGCUGAGUCUGAAAGCAUUGUCCAAGAAGCACUGGAGAAAAUUAUGUGCAACAGGACAACCGUUGUCGUUGCACAUCGUUUAUCAACCAUCAGGAAUGCGGAUAUGAUUGCAGUGGUGCAAAUGGGAAAAAUUGUGGAGAAAGGUACUCAUGAGGAGUUAAUCAAGGAUAUGGAAGGGGCAUACUCCCAGCUAGUCUGUCUCCAAGAAGGAAUUAAGAAAACUGAAAACUCUUGCGUCAGGAUUGCAGAUAUUUUAGAAAUUAGUUUGGAUACCAGUCGACCUAUAUCCAGGGCUGGAAGCCUAAAACAGUCCACUUUAAAAUCCAUAAGUAGAGGUUCAUCUCGAAGGAGACAUUCUUUUACAGUUAGUGCAUUGGGCCUUAGCAUGCCUGAUCCUAUUAGUUUUCAUGAAAUUGAAAUGCACGAGCAGAGAACUGAAAGAUUAAAGAAACCUAAAGAAGUUUCUAUCAGAAAGCUUGCCUACCUGAACAAACCUGAGCUGCCAGUUUUAUUAGUAGGAACUACUGCUGCGGCCCUACAUGGUAUUACACUUCCAAUAUUUGGCCUUUUAUUCUCAACAGCUAUUAAUGUGUUAUAUAAACCUCCAAAUGAGCUAAGAAAAGAUUCCAGGACUUGGGCAUUGGUGUACGUGGGUAUUGGUUUGGUCGAUUUUAUACUUCUUCCAGUACAGAAUUUCUUCUUUGGAAUCGCAGGGGGUAAAUUGAUUGAAAGAAUUCGUUGUAUGACAUUUGAAAAGGUUGUGCACCAAGAAAUCAGCUGGUUUGAUGAUCCGGUGAAUUCAAGUGGUGCAGUUGGUGCAAGGUUAUCCGUCGAUGCUACUACAGUUAGGACUCUUGUUGGAGAUACCUUAGCCUUGCUUGUCCAGAAUAUAGCAACAGUUGCCGCAGGGUUGGUAAUAGCGUUUAGAGCCAAUUGGAUUUUGGCAUUUAUAAUUCUUGCUGUGUCACCAUUGAUGAUAUUCCAAGGGUACAUCCAGGUGAAGUUUUUGAAAGGCUUCAGUGGAGAUGCCAAGCUGAUGUAUGAAGAAGCAAGUCAAGUGGCAAAUGAUGCAGUUGGGAGCAUUAGAACUGUUGCAUCAUUUUGUGCUGAGAAAAAGGUCAUGGAUUUGUAUCAGAAGAAAUGUGAAGGUCCAAGGAAACAAGGUGUUCGACUUGGACUAGUUAGUGGAGCUGGUUUUGGCUUAUCUUUCUUUAUAAUCUAUUGCACAAAUGCAUUUUGCUUCUACAUGGGAUCCAUUCUGGUGCAACAUGGGAAAGCAACAUUUGAAGAAGUUUUCAAGGUUUUCUUUGCAUUGACAAUUGCAACAUUAGGGGUUUCUCAAUCUAGUGGCUUGAGUUCAGAUGCCAUCAAAGCCAAGAAUUCGGCAUCUUCAAUUUUUACUAUCAUUGAUAGGAAGUCCAAAAUCGACUCAAGUAGUGACGAAGGUAUUAUUCUUCCAUAUGUAAAUGGUGACAUUGAGUUCGAAAAUGUCAGCUUCAAAUACCCAAUGAGGCCCAAUGUUCAAAUUUUCAAGGACUUGUCCUUAUCUAUACCAUCAGGAAAGACUGCUGCAUUGGUAGGCGAAAGCGGCAGCGGGAAGUCAACAAUCAUUAGCCUAAUAGAAAGAUUUUACGAUCCUGAUUCUGGUCAUAUAUAUUUAGAUAAUGUGGAAAUCAAGAAGUUGAAACUAAGCUGGUUGAGACAACAAAUGGGAUUAGUGAGCCAAGAACCAGUACUCUUCAAUGAAACAAUCCGUGCAAACAUAGCUUACGGCAAGCAAGGAGAUGUAACUGAGGAAGAGAUAAUUGCAGCUGCAAAAGCAGCAAAUGCACAUAAUUUCAUUUCCUCGUUACCCCAGGGCUACGACGCUUGUGUUGGUGAACGAGGAGUGCAAAUGUCUGGCGGGCAAAAGCAAAGAAUAGCCAUUGCCAGGGCAAUACUGAAGAAUCCAAGGAUUCUUUUGCUUGAUGAGGCGACAAGUGCUUUAGACGUCGAGUCGGAGCGAAUCGUACAGGAUGCAUUAGACACUGCAAUGGAAAAUAGGACUACUAUUAUUGUUGCUCAUCGCCUUAACACCAUUAAAGGAGCUGACCUUAUUGCAGUGGUGAAGAAUGGUGUGAUUGCUGAGAAAGGAAAGCAUGAUGUGCUUAUAAAGAUUAAUAAUGGUGCUUAUGCUUCCUUGGUUGCACUUCAAUUCAGUAAAACAUAAUAAUAAAGGAAGAGAAAAGAGAAAAGGAAAGCUUAUGCUUCUUUAAUUUGCUGCUAUAAUGGUGACAGUUGAGAGGGUUAAAAAAAUAUUUAAAACCAAAGUAUAUAGUGAUUUAAUUUUUCUUUUUAACAUCUUUAUGUGUUUAUUAUGUGAAAAUUUAGAAA
Molecule: messenger RNA, 4167 nt
Organism: Ricinus communis (castor bean)
Lineage: Eukaryota; Viridiplantae; Streptophyta; Magnoliopsida; Malpighiales; Euphorbiaceae
Product: ABC transporter B family member 9
Exons: 12
Coding region: 194-4003 (1269 amino acids)
Biological process (GO): transmembrane transport
Cellular component (GO): membrane
Molecular function (GO): ABC-type transporter activity; ATP hydrolysis activity; ATP binding
Source: RefSeq, a predicted model, not a curated record